This is a messenger RNA of Haliaeetus leucocephalus (bald eagle), 1587 nucleotides long. It is a transcript of the gene SNX7, whose product is annotated as sorting nexin 7. The transcript has 9 exons. NCBI's taxonomy places the organism in Eukaryota, Metazoa, Chordata, Aves, Accipitriformes, Accipitridae. Gene Ontology annotation, molecular function: phosphatidylinositol binding. The coding region runs from base 123 to 1265 and encodes 380 amino acids. The record is from RefSeq and is a predicted model, not a curated record.
CCCGGGGGGCGCUGCUUGCUGCCGCCGCCGCCGAGGUGCUGGCGUUGGACGAUGAGGAGGACGACCUGGAGGUAUUCAGCAAGGAUACAUCACUGGCUGAGGUAAACUCAUUCAGUCCUUCAAUGCCAAUAUCCCCCUCAUCAAUGAUAAACCAGUAUAAAUUUGAAGAUGAACCAGAAUUAAGAGAUCUUUUCAUUACAGUCGAUGAUCCUGAAAGCCACAUUACAGCCAUCGAAACAUUUAUUACAUACAGAGUAGUCACAAAGACUUCUCGUGGUGAAUUUGACUCCAGUGAAUAUGAAGUUCGAAGACGAUAUCAGGAUUUCCUUUGGUUGAAGAGCAAACUUGAAGCAGCACAUCCGACACUGAUUAUUCCUCCAUUGCCUGAAAAAUUCAUAAUGAAAGGAAUGGUGGAACGAUUUAGUGAUGAAUUCAUUGAGACUCGAAGAAAAGCUUUACAUAAAUUUUUGAACCGUAUUGCUGAUCAUCCAACUUUAACUUUUAAUGAAGACUUCAAAAUUUUUCUUACUGCGCAGGCCUGGGAACUCUCCUCACACAAGAAGCAGGGUCCCGGUUUGCUGAGCAGGAUGGGACAGACCGUCAGAGCUGUAGCAUCUUCAGUAAGAGGGGGAGUUAAAAAUCGUCCUGAAACGUUUACAGAAAUGAAUGAUUACAUGGAAACAUUUAGUCAGAAAAUAAAUGUACUAGACAAAAUAGCUCAUAGAAUUUACAAGGAAGAAAGGGAGUAUUUUAAUGAAAUGAAGGAAUAUGGCCCCAUUCACACACUCUGGUCAGCAUCGGAAGAAGAUAUAGCAGACUCCCUAAAAGGUGUUGCCAGCUGCAUCGACAAGUGUUGCAAGGCUACGGAGAAGCGAAUGGCAGGGCUCUCGGAAAACCUGCUACCGAUUUUACAUGAAUAUGUUCUCUACAGUGAAAUUCUGAUGGGUGUUUUGAAAAGGAGAGACCAAAUUCAAGGCGAGCUUGACUCCAAAGUUGAUGCUUUAGCCAAUAAAAAAACAGAAAAGGAUCUGUUCUCAGAAGAGAUUGGGAAACUUGAAGACAAAGUCGAAUGUGCCAAUAAUGCUCUGAAAGCGGAUUGGGACAGGUGGAAGCAAAACAUGCAGUGUGAUAUGAGAUCAACAUUCACUAAUGUGGCUGAGAAUAAUCUCCGUUAUUAUGAAGAGUGCCUUGCUACAUGGGAGUCCUUCCUAGCAUCUCAGACAGUGGAUCUUCACGUGGAAGAAGAUUCUGAAGAUAAGCCUUGACUAAUAUCUCUGCUCAGUCUCUGCCUUUUCCAUGCAGUUUCUCCCAACCAAAGAAGUGCUUUAUACAAGAUCAGAUUCAUUAUUAAAUUUAACUGUUAAAAAUCAGUGAAAUGCAGGAAACCAGCUUAUUGAAAACUCAGGUAUUCUAGUCCUGAAAUACAUUUUGGAACAUGCUAUAUAUUGCUUUAUAUUGCUUAGCUGUGAUUUUACAUAUUUUUAUGCAAGUGUUUGCAUACAAUUGUUUUCAUAAAUAUUGCAUAAUUUGGAUAUAAAGUAUUUUAAAUAUGUAAAAAUAGCUCCAUUUUAAUAAAAAGUUUAAUAA